GAUAAUAGGUCACCGCAUCAAGCUCGGCGGUCAACGCUGCCAAUGGCAAUUGACUCGUCGACAUAUGCCAAGUCAGCCGCAAAGGGACGAUCCGAUCUUUCACCAAGCGAACAGCGUCUGCAUCAAAAAAGGUCCGCAUGCUAUAGUCAUGGCGAUUGUGAUCGAGAAUGCCUUCGCGCUACUCUUCCGCUUGGACAUUAUUGAUCACGUCUGGAUCGCAGGCGGCGUUUGCUCUAAGUAGACAGGAUGUGUUCCUGUCACCCCUCACCAUGAGACCGGAAAGGUGGUCACAUGAGUGGCUUGAAGGAUGGUGAGGUCUUCACGCAACACAGGAGAGUGAGCUCACUUGUAUCCGAGCUGCUAUUUGAAACUACCUCAUUUCAUGCUGAGCUCCCAUACACUGAAAACAUUUGUCAUGCCAACACCCCCAGGCCUGAGCAUCUCUAAAUAUUUCCAAACCCCGCACAACCUCGGCAUCGGCCAGCACACUAAAAGUCAGCACGAAUCGCUAGAGCGGGCAUCAUGGUUCGCAUCAAGAGCGAGUGUCCACGGCCACCACCACGACAACAUACUCCAGGCAAAGGAGGUCCACUUCGUGACAAAGGAAGCGGUGGUGGAGGAGGCGGCAAUGCCAAUGGCGGCGGUGGAGGUGGCAAUGGCAACAGCGGCGGGGGCGGCAACAAUCAGAAAAAUCCUCGAGGACCACUGCACCCAGCUCUCAUGCUUUCGAACAAGAAGACGAUGGAAAUCCUUCGAUGCGACAACACCGACUUGGAAAUGAUUAAGCACGCCGCCUAUCGCAUCAUGAAGACACAGUCACCAGUCUCUCGUAAGGAGCUUCGCACCAAGCUCGCGGAGCAGCAGGCCGAAUUCGAGGAAAUGCUAAGCGGGGAAAGAUGGGAGAGUUUCCAAUAUCCUGAUGGCAGAACUUUCGAAACGGAUAUUGAUCACCUUCUUAUCAAAAUAAUGAGUAUCGCGCGCAAGAAGAUCAAUGGUGAAGCGAAGAAGACCAAAUCGAAGAAGAAGGUCCCGGAAGAUCGAGCAAACGUGAUCGACUUGAGCAGUAGCGGAGAGGAAACUCCCAGUCGCCCAGUAUUCAGGAAAUUUGUGUUUCCUCGCGCAUCGCAAUCUCCUGGCAGAAUCCGUUCGACCAGUCCAAGCGAAGCAGAGCAGGACUAUCGCAUGUCCGGCGGACUGCCCAACGACAGUGACAGUGACUUCGGGUCGCCUACUGGCGGCACUGGCCUGGCCAGAGGUAUGGCCGAACACGUUUUCGGUCGAAGCGCUGGCGAGCUGCAGAGCCCGUUCCUGCGCAAUGUUCCGGGGCGGUCCUCUAUUCUCGGCCGGGACGACGAUGACAUCAGUGAGUACAAUGGUAUUCUCGGCAAUUCGAUUCGUUGGGUUCGUGGUGGCGGUAGUGGCAAUGGACCACCAAAGGACUGA
Messenger RNA from Cercospora beticola, 1443 nucleotides. RefSeq lists its product as uncharacterized. NCBI's taxonomy places the organism in Eukaryota, Fungi, Ascomycota, Dothideomycetes, Mycosphaerellales, Mycosphaerellaceae. The record is from RefSeq and is a predicted model, not a curated record.